Messenger RNA from Ricinus communis (castor bean), 1519 nucleotides. RefSeq names its product pentatricopeptide repeat-containing protein At4g21190. The transcript has 6 exons. Gene Ontology annotation, molecular function: protein binding. NCBI's taxonomy places the organism in Eukaryota, Viridiplantae, Streptophyta, Magnoliopsida, Malpighiales, Euphorbiaceae. Bases 159 to 1142 code for a protein of 327 amino acids. The record is from RefSeq and is a predicted model, not a curated record.
AAGAAUGGGAGAUAAUAUCUUGUUUGGAUGUGAGAAAGAAAACGCGAGAAAACAAGAAGGAAAAGGAAACGAAAAAAAGAAAAGGAAGAUUCUUUCGUGGAGACAGUUUAUGGUGCUCAACUAUAUAUCAGUAGUGUCUCCAUAGUGAAAAUUUUAGCAUGAUGCUUUGUUUGAGACCGCCUCUGCCACUCAUCUCUACUAGAUUUGAAGUGAUAAAAUUCUCCAAGAGUACAAGCAGUGUGGUAGUAAGCGCUUUAAAAGGUCCACGCCCCAGAGCUCCUAGAGUAUGGAAGACAAAACCGAGAAUUGGGACUAUCUCCAAGUCUGCUAAGCUUGUUGAGUGCAUUAAGGGAUUGUCAAAUGUCAAGGAGGAAGUGUAUGGGGCACUUGAUUCCCUCAUUGCUUGGGAAUUGGAGUUUCCACUAAUUGCUGUCAAGAAAGCACUCAAGACUCUUGAGAAUGAACAAGAAUGGAAGAGGAUCAUUCAGGUAAUAAAGUGGAUGCUAAGCAAAGGUCAAGGACGGACAAUGGGAACAUAUUUUACCUUACUCAAUGCAUUAGCCGAGGAUGAGAGGCUUGAUGAAGCUGAAGAGCUUUGGACAAAACUGUUUUCAGACAACUUAGAAGGCACGCCGCGCAAUUUCUUUGAUAAAAUGAUUUCUAUUUAUUACAAGAGGGAGAUGCAUGAGAAGAUGUUUGAGAUAUUUGCUGACAUGGAGGAGCUUGGUGUUCGGCCAAGUGUUUCAAUUGUUAACAUGAUGGGAAGCGUAUUCCAGAAGCUGGGUAUGCUGGACAAAUACCGCAAAUUAAAGAAGAAAUACCCACCACCAAAGUGGGAAUAUCGAUACAUUAAAGGAAAGCGUGUUAGGCUUCGAGCAAAGCAGGUCAAUGAAUUUCUUGGUGCUAAUGAAAGUGUAAACCAGAAUGCGGAAACUCCCUAUAUUUCAAAUAAAUUGAAUGAAGAAGACAAUACAAAGUUGAAUGAAGCAAAUGUUGAGGAGGAUUUGAAUGAAUUGGAUGAAGAAUCCAGUACAAAGUCAAGUGAAGCUAAUGCUGAAGCUUCCUGUUUAAAUGAAGCUAAUGUUGAAGCGGUUUUGACUGUUUCUGACGGCCAAGAAGCCACUGGGACAAAUUUAAAUUGACAUCUGAUGUCUCUUGCUGUCUAAAUGAAGCCAACUUCGAAGAGGUUUCAGAUGAAUUCGAAGUAGAAGCCAUUAAGUUGCAAGUAAAGCUAAUUUUGAAGCUACUCAUUCUUAAGCUGUUGGACACUUGUCAAUUAAUCUGCAUCCUAGAGAGAACAGUAUCCGUUACUUAAUUGUAUAGGAUUCUUGCUAUGAGAUUGUAUUCCCUCAAGCGCAAAGGUCUACGGAAAUAUGUUAAGCUGAAAGUUGAACAUCCAUCAUGUCCGGGGAAAUUAAAUUGUAUUGGCUUCUGCAGAAAGAGAAAUAUGUUACGUACAUAACAAGUGGAAGUUGAUUUUGAAGGAUGCAUGACAUCUAGCUUAGAAAACUUCUUUCCA